This is a messenger RNA of Paramecium pentaurelia, 1459 nucleotides long. NCBI's taxonomy places the organism in Eukaryota, Ciliophora, Oligohymenophorea, Peniculida, Parameciidae. The record is from the annotation of a GenBank genome assembly.
AAUGAUGUCAUUAUUAAUCGCAGGAUUUGUCAUAGGAACAGUUUAUGCUGUUAACCCUAAUACUGAUAAAGUUGUAUUUCCAGGAUGGGGAGAUUAUAAUUUUAGUUCUUAUUCAGGAUAUCUACCAGUUGGAACAGGAUUAAGGUAUGAUGAAUAAUGAUGUAGAUAAUUGCACUAUGUUUUUCUUGAAAGUCAAAGUAAUCCCUCAACUGAUCCUGUUGUAUUAUGGUUGAAUGGUGGUCCUGGAUGUUCUUCAUUGUUAGGAUUAAAUGAAGAAAUAGGCCCAUUUGUGAUGGUUGAUGAAGAUAGGAAAUUCAAGAAGAAUCCUUAUCCAUGGAAUGCUAGAGCCAAUAUGUUAUUCAUAGAAUCACCAGCAGGAGUUGGAUUCUCAAUUAAUAAGGAUACUUCAUAUGAAUAUAAUGAUGAGAAUUCUGGUCAAGACAACUACUAAGCUAUAUUGGCUUGGUUUUAAGCAUUCUAAUAAUUUUAAAGAAAUAGAUUCUUUAUUGCAGGAGAAUCUUAUGCAGGUAUUCUAAAUAUAAUAAUCUAUAGGAAUGUAUAUUCCAUAUACAGCUAAAGCUAUUGUGAAUGGAAAUAAAUAAGCCUCAUUAAAAAUACCUUUAGAAGGUAUCUUGAUUGGUAAUGGUUUGUUGGUAUCUGACCCAUAGAAAAGAUGGUCAGCAUUACAAGAGUAUUUCCUUAGAAGAAAUUUCAUGCCUCCCACUGCUACAAACACAAUAAGAAAAAUAUGUAGUGUUAAACCAGAUUCAAUUAAGUGUUUAUUAGCUUAAACUCAAUUUGAAGAAAUCUGCUUGGGAUCAAACAUUAAUAUUUAUAAUGUAUAUGGAUAUUGCAAAGAUGAUACAACACCUGACUUUUUGAAAUAAAAAACUAAAUCAGGAAAAUAGAUCAGAUAUCCAUAUGUAUCCUGGUAUGAAGGAAACAAUUUCUAAAAGGUAGGUAAUAGUGGUGCUCCUUGUUCUGAUUUUGGACCAAUUACAGAAUACUAUAAUAAUGCCGAAGUUUAAGAAGCAUUGCACAUCUUAGAAAGACCUUAAUUUUGGUCUGCUUGCAAUAUGGAAAUCAAUGAAGCUUACUCAAUUAAUAAAAAUGGAAGUUAUUAAAUAUUACCUUUCUUAAGCGAUUCAGGAGUCAGAAUUUUAAUAUACUCUGGUGAUUAGGAUGCUAUUGUUAGUGUUGUAGAUACUGAAUAAUCUAUUAAUAUGAUACCAGGUAUAAAAGAAUUAGAUUCUUGGUCUCCAUGGGGAAAUACAGAUUUAGAUUUGGCAGGUUGGGUCACUUAAUAUAAUUACUUAAAGUUUGUUGUUGUAAGAGGAGCUGGACAUGUAACUUAUUAAUAUUUAUUUUAAUUAGAUGGUCCCUGAAGAUCAAAGACAAAAUGGUUUUGAAAUGUUUGAUAAAUUCAUUAAUAAUAAUGAACUUCCAAAAUACCAUUGAA